CAAGUGCUCCAUUAUAAACUUUUAUUUCCAUUCUUCAGUACAAAAAAAACAAACAAACAAACCGGAUAUUAAUUUAGAAUUAAAAAAUUUUUCGUAACACGUUACGCUUUGUGUUUUGUGUUUAUUCGAUUGACCAACAACGAUUGUUGGUCAAUUUUUUUUUCUAACCAACCAUAAAUAUCCAUAAUGGCCGACUAUCAACUUCUUGGUGAUCCUUUUGGUUAUCACCCUGGUUAUGCUGCUGCAAAUGCGGUUCAGAAUCCAAGUCAACCACCAGGUCCUGGACAGCCACCAACUGGAUUAGGUUUAUUACCUCCUGGUAGUGUUGGACCAGUUCCAGGUCAACCACCAUACCAUUCAUUACAACCUGGAUCUCAGCCCAGACCUGGAUAUCCACAAACGAGUGAUCCAUUAUCAAUGUCAAACAAGCUACAUCAAAGUUAUCCUGGUUAUGGUUCAGCACCAACGCCUGCAUCGAUUAGUUCGCAGUAUUCACAAAGUUAUAUGCCACCACCACCACAUGGAGCGAUGGAUUCUUAUCCAGGUUUAUCAAUGAGUCAGGCUUCACAUCUGGCAGCUUCAAGUGGUCACCAUUCGUAUGGUCCACCUCCUCCACAUCAAGCGGCUAUGAUGGCAGCCCAAUAUACCGGUCAAAGAUUACAUUCACCUAGUUCGUUACAUACGGCGGCGAGUGCUCGUCAUCCGACAAUGCCUUCACAAUAUUCACCUUACGCUUCAUCAUUACCAAAUUCUUCUAGUUAUCACGGUGGCAGUACGAGUGAAUUGUGGUCGUCAUCUGGUCAAACUCCAAUGUCAUCGCAUUUACAGCAAUCUCCCUUUACUAAUUUUCAAAGUUCUUCACAGACAACGCCCGGAGCGACGAGCAACUCUGCACAGACCUCAUCCACAUUAAAUUCAUUGCAUUCAAAUAGUUCGAGAACAUCACAAUUCGCUACUGGAAGUGAUUACGGUUCAUCCAGUGCGAGCAACCCUUACUUCCCAAAUCACAUGUCAAAUGAUCCAUCAUCAGCAUAUUCUACUAGUUAUGGAGCUGGAUCUGGUGCUUCCGGCUCUCAAUCUCAGCAGCCACCACCAUCAUCUAGUUCUCGAAGUUCAAAUUCAUCCAGAAGCCAACAUCAGCAAUAUGGUAGCCAACUAGCUUCAUACAACAACAGUUCGGCUACAUCAACUCAACAAUCGAACCAACCAUCUAUAACUAAUCCGGGUUCAGCAUCAUCAGCCGCAUCAGUUAGAGAUUCAGCUGCUUCGAGGUUUUCACACUAUUCGUCAUAUGCUCCAAGUAUAUCAGCAUACGAUCCAUCAAGUCAAGCUCGAUUAUCACCUUAUUCUACGCCACCAACUAGUAGUAGUACGUCACAGACCCCAAAUAGUCCACAAUUUCGUUCGACCAGUGGUGGCUAUCAAACCGGAUCAGCAUCGAUGAAUAGUCCACGGCGAACGACUACCACAUCACCGGCCGGAUCACCAAUGCCGCCAACAUCUCAUACACCUGGUCCAUCAUCGGUGGGGUCAAAUUCAACUCAAAGUUCGAAUCAAGGUUCUUCGGCAUUUUCAACAAAUCCUUCUAGCUCGAGCCAUCAUUUACCGAAUUCGGUUGGUUCAUCAAGCACUGGAACACCAUCCAGUCUUCAGCAACUCGAACAAAUGGUCAUGCCUCAUUUAGUUUCCGGAACCAGUAGCAAUACUUCAACGACGACGUCAAAAUCGACAAACAGUUCUUCAAAUAAUUCAAACACUUUCUAUUCGUCGAAUGCAAAUUCAUCACCAAUUUCACCAUCUCAGUCACAAUCUCAAAGUAAAUUGUUUCCCCAUUAUUCAUCAUCAUCAUCGACACCAAGCUCGCAAUUUCCUUAUCAUCAUUAUUCACAGCCAACUCCGACACAACCAGGUGCAGGAAGUUGGCCACCGGCCGCAUCAGUUAGUCCUAUGACAGCUUCAAAUACUCAUUCAUUAAAAUCAGGUGGACCGAGUGCUAUGCGGCAACCGCCAUUAGUUCACAGUGCUCAACAUUUAUCAUCAUCAUCAUCCACAUCGAAUAAGUCACACUCGACGAGUGCUAAUGAUGGCAGUUUAAUUACUUCACCAUAUUCAUCAUAUAACAAUUCAACAUCGACCAAUAAAGGAUCCAAUGAUCUAUCGGCCGAGAACAAUGAAUAUUCGCAAUCAACAUAUAAUUCAUCAUCAUCAAAUUCACAUUCAUCAUCAUCAUCAUCGAUACCCCAUUCCAUAACUCAAAGUAAUUACAUGAAUAGUCCAUUACCCCCACCACCAUCUUCGUAUGAUUCAAUGUCCAGUCAACAAUCAAAACAAUCGUCUUUAAAAAAUGAAACAUCAUCAAUGUAUGAUCAUAAUAAAAAUUCUCGUUCAGUGCUUGAUCCAAUGUCAGGGGAUCAAUCACAAAUCUCGAAUUCCUACCAUUCAAUGAUGCAACCUUCACCAUAUGGCAGCCAUUCAAUGCCACCAUAUCCUAAUCAUUCUCGCUAUGAUCAACCACCGCCGCCGCAUUCAUUGCAGUCAAAUCAAUAUGGUAUCUCAUCAGAGCUUUCCAAUUCUUCAUACAAUACAGCAGAUCAUGAUUCAACGAUGCUUUAUGAUCCGUACAAUAUUGAUAAUGGUCUUGGUAUGCCACCACAUCAAACCAUGUCCGAAUAUCGAGAAUCGCAAGCCAAUUUACAACAAUCUGGCGGGGUUCCAUCAGAAUAUCCACCAACCGAUCCAUAUGCUGCCAAUUUUGAUGAUUAUGAAACAACCAGUAAAAGAAAGGGAAAAGGUCGACCUAAAAAAGAUAAUGCUGCUCCAAAAAAGGAACGUAAACCACGACAACCUAGAUCUCAAACAACACGAGGUCGUGGUCGCGGUCGAGGUAAUAAAGCUAUGAUGGAUCAUAUACCAUUACCAGGGAUGAUGUCUCACGAAUACGCUGGAUCACCGGUCAAUUAUGGUGGGCCACCACUUAUGCCGCAACCAUUAGGUCCUGGUCCUAGUGUGAAUGAUUCAGUCGACAUGUAUGGUUCCAACAAUAUGGACAUGUACAGUGCACAUUCAUCAGUUUUAAGCUCUUCUGCAUCCAAGUUGCCUUCCUCAAAUUCAAUAUUACCUGUUACGCCGCCAACAGUCAACUCAUCAGUAUUACCACAUCAGCAUCCACCACCACCGAAUUCUGAAUUAAUAUCUUCGCCAUAUGGUUCUAAACCUGUGUCUAUGCCAGCAGUUCCAUCAUUGCCUGCAAUAAAUCAAAGCAAUAGUCAUCACAUGACUGCACCACCACCAUCAUCAUCAAAUGCCGUGAAUAGUCGAUCACCUAUUCCAUCAGUGUUAUCAACAACCUUACCACAACCGUCAUUGCAUACACUACCACCACUUCCUCCAACGAUAUCUAAUAAUCGAACGAAUUAUGAUUCUAUUCCAAUGACAGAUAAUUCAUCGUCAUAUAAUUAUGUUAAUGAUGAGCCUAAGGUUCCUAAUGUUUCAAGUGAUCAACAACCUUCUGAUAGGAAUUCUUCACCAAUUAUUUGUGAUAAUAAAGAUUUGGUGAGCAAUAAUAAUAAUAACAACGCCAAUACCCUUGAACAAACUACUACGACAACAAAAUCGAUAGCUCCAAAUCCUUAUGAGGAUUCUACUUUUCUAAUCGAUUCUGGAUCUUCAACAUCUGAUAUGAACAAAGACAAUAACAUCAAUCAAUCUUCAGAACAAACUAGCCAAAUAGCUUCUGUUCCAGUCACACCUUCAUCACUGCCUUCAGUUCCUUUAGAUUCGAUGGAUCAUAAUGAUAUUGAAAAACAAACACCUCUUCCGCCACCAUUGCCACCUAUAUCGAUUCCUACGAAUUUUAAUUUGUCCAAAUCAUCGCCAUCAAUUGAAAGUAGUUAUAAUUCAACAAUGUUACCAUCGACCGUUCCAUCAUCAUCAUCAUCUUCGGCAACAUUAUAUCCGUCUAAUUUCGAAACUGUUGCAAAAGAACAUGAAACUAUAGCCACAACAAAUGAUCAACUUUUAUCGACAAACAAUUUCGACCCUAAUUAUCCAACAAUGAAUAAUGCCAAAACUAUUCCACCUAUUUCGAAUCAGGUUGAUCUUGACAGUACCAUAAACAGUUUCACUGAUGAAACAAGUAUGCAGCUUGGUAGCUAUACUUCAUCAACACCGCUUCCUGAAAAACAUAAAAAGAAAAGAAAGCCUAAGAAAAAAGAAGUAACUGACGAUACGACAAUGGAUACAUUUACAUUUGACAACGAAAAUGUCGAUGACAAAUCACAAAAAACAAAAAUUAAAAAGAAAAGAUCUAAAAAAAUUAAAUCCGAACAAUCGAUUGAUGAAAAUACAUUGGUUUCGACAGAUCUAGAUGAAAAGACUCAAUUGUCAACAUCUAAUUUUGAUAUGAAUAGUUCAGUUACCGAUAGUGAAGUCAAACCACCAAAACGAAUACGGCCAAAGAAAAAGAAAUCACCCAAAAUUGAAGAGAAAUCCGAUAUUAAUACAACGGAAAACGAAUCAUUUGUUUUGACUGAUGUCAAUGGUGGUGAAUCAACUAAUGGUGAGCUGACACAAACAGUAAAUGCUGAAGAAGAAGCAAUUAAAAAGCCCAAAGUCAAAAAUAGGGCACCAAAAAGAAAGCUGCCUAAAUUAGCAUUGAAAUUUAAACUCAGCAAAAAACGUCGACGAGGAUUCGGAUCACCAGACAAUUCUGAUAUAGAAAAGACACCUCCACCUUCACCUGAUCCUGAAGAUGAAUCAGCUCUCAAUAAGAGACGAUCAGCUCGUAACACAAAACGACAACGAUAUAAUGAUGAUAUUGAUUUGGAUUUAUCGGAUGAAGAUUUUAUGCAAAAAUCUAAUGAUCAAAGUCAGGUGAUGAAUGUACAACUCACUGAAGACACAAUGGUUGUGGAAAAAAUAUUGUCUAGUCGUAUGGCCAAACGUGAACUAGAAUUUGAACCAGGUGACGAGAAUUACGGCGAAAACAAAGAACCAGUGUUUGUAGAUGUGGAAGAAUUUUAUGUCAAAUAUAAAAAUCUUUCAUAUUUGCAUUGUGAUUGGAAGACCGAAGAAGAAUUGGAAAAAGGUGACCGUCGUAUCAAUCUGAAACUUCGUCGAUAUAAACAAAAGAAAGAUAUAAAUGUUUUUGACUUUCUUGACGAAGAACCAUUCAAUCCUGAUUAUGUUGAAGUUGAUCGAAUCUUAGAUGUCAACGAAAUCGAAGAAAUCAUAGAAGAAGAAAUUAAUGUUCCCAUAGAGGAAACUAAUGAUGAACAAAAAGAUGAACAGAAACCUGAAUUAAGUGUUGAUGAAGAAAAGAUGGAUGUCGAAGAAAAACCUACGGAAUCAGAUAUCAAAAGUGAUGAUAAUAAUGAAAAUGUCAAAAAAGAUUUAUCGAUCGAUGAAGAAAAAUUAAAUUCAGAAGUUGUGAAUGAUGAAAUCAAAUCAAAUGAUGAAUUGGUUAAAAACAACAACGAAAUCGACAAUAAAGAAUCUGUUUCAAAUGUUGAAGUUGAUAAAAUGGAAACUAGCGAAAUCGAAUCUAAACCUGAUGGAAUUGAAUCUAAAUCUGAUGAAAUCGAAUCUAAAUCUGAUGAAAUCGAAUCUAAAUCUGAUGAAAUUGAAUCAAAACCUGAUGAAAUCGAAUCUAAACCUAAUGAAAUCGAAUCUAAACCUGAUGAAAUCAAAGAAUCACCUGAAUCGCCAGAAGAAAAAUCCGAGACAAUUAAUUCAAAUGUAGAAGAAAAGAAAUUGAUUGACGAACCGAAAAAAGAACAAAAACAAAUCGUAAAGAAAACUAGAAUUGUUCGCCACUUUUUGGUCAAGUGGAGAGGAUUGUCGUAUGAAGAAAGCACCUGGGAAUUGGAAGACGAUAUUGAUGAUCGAUCGAAAAUUGAACAAUUCUGGAAAUUCCGUGAACCACCACCAAAAAGUGAGUGGAAAAUCAAAAAGAAACCUAAAGCCACUGAAUGGCAGAAACGAGAACAAUCGCUAGUUUAUAAAAAUGGUAACACUCUUCGUGAAUAUCAAUUAGAAGGUGUCAAUUGGCUAAGUUUUUGUUGGCACAAUGGGCAAAACUGUAUUUUAGCUGAUGAAAUGGGUCUUGGUAAAACCAUUCAAUCAAUUACAUUCAUCCAGGAAAUGAUUAGCUAUGGAAUUCCAUAUCCUUAUUUGGUGAUUGCACCAUUAUCAACGAUUGGAAAUUGGCAAAGAGAAUUUGAAACAUGGACAGAUUUGAAUGUUAUCACUUAUCAUGGAAGUUCUCCAAGCCGUAACAUGCUUCAGGAUUAUGAAAUGUAUUACAAAAAUGAAAAAAAUGAACGCAUACCUAACGUGUACAAAUUUCAAGUAAUGAUCACCACAUUCGAAGUAAUAUUGGCAGAUUGCCUUGAACUUAGUAAGAUUAAAUGGGUUGCUUGCAUCAUUGAUGAAGCCCACCGGCUUAAAAAUCGCAAUUGUAAAUUGCUUGAAGGAUUACGCAUGUUGCAAAUCGAUCAACGUGUUCUCUUGACUGGUACACCAUUGCAAAACAAUGUCGAAGAAUUGUUCAGUCUUCUUCAUUUUCUCGAACCAUCGCAAUUUACUUCGAAUGAAAAUUUUAUGGCUGAAUUUGGUGAUCUUAAGACGGAAGCUCAGGUAGACAAACUAAAGGCUAUACUUAAACCGAUGAUGCUUCGUAGAUUGAAAGAAGAUGUAGAAAAAUCUCUGGCACCCAAAGAAGAAACAAUCAUUGAGGUUGAAUUGACAAACGUACAGAAAAAAUACUAUCGCGCCAUCUUAGAGCGUAAUUUUCAAUUUCUAAGCAAAGGUGGCACCUAUGCUAAUAUCCCUAAUCUGAUGAAUACGGUGAUGGAAUUGCGAAAAUGUUGCAUCCAUCCGUUUUUGAUUAACGGUGCUGAAGAACAGAUAUUACAAGAAUUUCGUAGUACACAUAGUGAUGCAUCAACAUUGAAUGCUAUUAUUCAAGCAUCUGGUAAAUUGGUUCUUAUCGAUAAACUGCUUCCUCGACUAAAAGAAAAUGGUCAUCGUGUUUUGAUUUUCUCACAAAUGGUUCGUUGUUUGGAUAUUCUCGAAGAUUAUCUUUGUCAAAAACGUUAUCCAUUUGAACGAAUCGAUGGAAGAGUCCGUGGUAAUUUACGUCAAGCUGCCAUUGAUCGAUUUAGCAAACCAGAUUCCGACCGAUUCGUUUUUCUUUUAUGUACUAGAGCUGGUGGUUUGGGCAUUAACUUGACAGCAGCUGAUACUGUUAUUAUUUUCGAUUCGGAUUGGAAUCCUCAAAAUGAUCUCCAGGCACAAGCUCGUUGUCAUCGUAUUGGCCAGAAAAAAUCGGUUAAAGUUUAUAGAUUGAUUUGUCGAAACACUUAUGAACGCGAAAUGUUUGAUCGCGCUAGCCUAAAACUGGGCCUUGACAAAGCUGUAUUGCAAUCAAUCAAUGCUCAGAAAAAUCUGACUCCCGAAAAUCAAUUGACCAAAAAAGAGAUUGAAGAUCUUCUGCGAAAAGGUGCUUACGGUGCUUUGAUGGAAGACGAUGCAGCUGGCGACAAAUUCUGUGAAGAAGAUAUUGACAUGAUAUUGCAACGUAGAACAACUAAAAUUGUCAUUGAAAGCGAAGGAAAGGGGUCUACUUUCUCUAAAGCUUCUUUUGCUACUUCUGAUAAUCGAACCGACAUCGAAAUCGACGAUCCGAAUUUCUGGGAAAAAUGGGCUAAAAAAGCAAAUUUUGAUGUUGAUGAAUUGAAGACCCGAAAUGAAUUAAUUGUUCAAGAACCUCGAAAAAGAACGCAAACUAAACGGUUUGGUGCUGAUGAUGCUGUGCUCGAUAUUUCCGAACUGGACACUUCGACCGAUGAAGAAGAAGCUAUAUCAGCUAGGACCCGUGGAAGUCGCAACCGAACACCUAGUACUGGCAAAAAGAAGCGCAGAAGUCGUUUCUAUGAUCCUGAACAUGACGAAGAUUAUGCCCAAGAAAUUGGAUUUGGAUGGACAAGAUCAGAAUUUUUCAAAGUAGAAAAAGGUCUACUCACAUUCGGCUGGGGAAGAUGGGAUGAAUGUGCUAUGUUAGCGAAAUUCAAACGAAAUUUAUCACAAGUAGAUGUUGAAGACAUUUCUCGAGUGAUAUUGUUAUUUUCGCUCCAAAAUUACAAAGGUGAUGAAAAGGUGAAAUCAUUUAUUUUGGAUCUUAUUACCCCACCAUCGGAAAAAAGUGAAUCGUCAGAUUCAAAUACAAAACCAUCAUCGGAAAACGAAGAAUGCCAAAGUCGACGAUCAAAAAAGAACAAAGGAAUCAUUAAACCGAUUUGUGAAGAAUUGGAAACUUUGGAUUGGGCUAAAAGUGAAAAAUAUAAUCCAGACAUCCAAAUGAUUGAUGAAACAUAUCGAAAACAUUUGUUACGGCAUGCUAAUAAAAUUCUUUUGCGUGUACGAUUGUUGGCUUACAUCAAAAGUGAAAUCAUUGGCGAUCUUCAUGAAAAAGUAUUCAGCAGUCUUCAUGUUAAAGAUAUACCGCUUCCAUAUUGUCAACCUGAUUGUGAUCCACCUGCACCAUGGUGGAACGAAGAAGCUGAUAAAUCGUUGAUUAUUGGCGUUUAUAAACAUGGUUAUGAUCGUUACAAUUUGAUGCGACAAGAUCCAGCUUUGUGUUUUUUGGUACUUUGUGGUCCACCUGAUGGCGCAGCUUUAUUAGCGGAAAUUACAUCUGAAGAUGAUGUAGUAAAAAUGGAUGAUGAUGAUGAACCGGAUACUCCAGCUACUCCUGCUACACCGGCUCAAGAACCUAAAGAUGAAAAAAGUGAUAAAAUUAGAGAAGGCGAUGAUGUAAAAGAAAAAGAUUCCAAAGAACCUCAACAAACUCAACAACAACAAUCGCAGCAACAGCAGUCAGAACAAAAUUAUUUACCGUUUCCAACUACAUCUGAAAUGAAUAAUCGUCUUCGUCGAUUAGUUACUUGUUACCAACGAAGUUUUAAGAAAGAAGAAGCUCGAAUCGCUCAAAAGGCUCGACAUAUGCAACGUUUAGAAAGAUUGGAAAAGUUUGAAGCUGCCAUUAGGGAACGUGAAAACAAAAAACGUGAACAAGCUCAAAAGAAAUGGUCUAGGAGAGAAGAAUCAGAUUUCUAUCGGGUUGUAUCUUCUUUCGGUAUCGAAUAUAAUAAAAAGACUGACACGUUUGAUUGGACUCGAUUCCGCAUGUAUGCCAAAUUGGAAAAGAAAUUAGAUGAAACUUUGACCGAAUACUUUAAAGCUUUUUACGCCAUGUGUAAGAAAGUGGUUGGUCGACGAUUGACAGAAGAUGAAGAAAAUUUGCCGAUCAGUGUUGAUCCCAUUACUGAAGAACGAGCUAAUCGAUGUUUGGCUAGAAUCGAACUUUUGAAUAAAGUUCGAGAUGAAAUUCUCAAUCAUCCAGAAUUGAAUGAACGACUCAAACUUUUCCAACCACAAUUAGAUCUUCCCGAAUGGUGGAUCUGUGGCAAACACGAUAAAGAUUUAUUAAUUGGUGCAGCCAAAUAUGGUCUUAAUCGGUUAGACUAUAAUCUAAUGAAUGAUACCGAACUUUCAUUCAUAGAAAUUGUUAGAAAUUUUGAAGCACAAACAGCAGCCGAAGAAAAAGUUGUAAAUGAAAAAGCUGGAUUCGAGGUCGAAAUACGAUCCAUUCUAAAUAAUAUGAUUGAUCAAAUUUCAAAAGAAUUUGAAGACCCGGAAACAUCUAUGGUUGAUGUAGAUUUGGAAGGAAAUGAAUCGAAAGAAAUGAAGCAUUUAACAUCAGAAUCUGAUAUAUCUUCAACAUAUAUUCGUCCUCAAUUGAAAUGGCCCCGAGAUCGUGUAUUGCAAAUACGAUUGGAAAAUGUUUGUUUAGCUGUUGAAAAGAAUGAAUGGCCAACAUUCAGAGGUAUUGCUAAUGUGAUGCCUCAUUCAUGCAAUACCCCAAAUAUGACAACGGCUGAUAGCUCGCCUCGACCAAGUACACCAUGUAGUCUGUCAAGUGCUAGCCAGGAGCCAACACCACAUCCAACACCUGAUCAUACACCUCGUCAUGAAACACAAUCUCCAUUCACUCCAAGUGAAUAUUUUUAUCAACCCAAUACUGCACAAUCAGGACAGAUCAUUAGUAAUUUGGAUGAUUCGAACAAAAAACGAAGACGUCGUCGAAGACGUUUUGAAAUGGAUAAUGAAAAAACUAAAUUGCAUAGCUUGCUCAAUGCAAAUUUGGAUCAAUCUCAUAAUCAAUCAUCAUCGAAUAUCAAUAAUAACAAAAUGAAUCAAAACGUUGUAACAUCCAGUUCAAAUGUUUCACCUGUACAAAAUAAUCCGAAUUCUUUUGCCUCUGCAUUGUUUAAAAACACCAAAACAACUAAUUCUUUAUUGAACAACAUACCAUCUCAAUUCUUGACACCAUUACUCAAUAACUUGCCAUUCAAUAUUCGUUCAACUCUUCGUGAAGAAUUAUUGAAUGAUGAAAAAGCUGCAUCUAUACUAUUUGGACCAUCAUUCCAAUCUACUUUAGCAGCAGCAGUAGCUAAUGUUUCGAAAGUACAAGCCGCCAAAUCGGCUAUUGCCAACACUGCUGUGAUUCCUGGAUCUGAAACAACUACAACAUCGAAAGGAGGAUUGGUUUCAUCCGGACCUCCACCUGCACAUCAAAGUUCUUCAAGAAAUGCUCUCUCGUUGGGAUCGUUGGAUUUAACAUCAAAAUUUAAAUCCGCAACGAGUGCAGUUUUAGAAAAAACAAAUGCACCAUCAAGUCGUUCGAAUAUACCAGUUCCACAUCCAGCUCAUAAACAUUUUCAAAAGAAUCCUAAUGAAAAAGCAGAUGUUCUCGAUUUAAGUUCCGUUCCAUGUAAAAGUGGGCCUAGCAAUAACAGAUCCAGCUCGAUGGCUAAUCUGCUAAGCCAAACAUUGAAGAAAUCAAAUUUUCCAGAGACAUCAACACCAAAUUCAAAUCCUAGCCUACCCGCUAGUAGUGGUAAAAGGAGAGGAAAGACUGGCAGUAGAAUUGAUGCCUUGGCUUUGAAUUUGCAAGCCAAAAAAAUGAUGGAAGAAGUGAAACAUGUGGACAAUCAUGUGGGACCUAACUCAAAUUCUACAUUGUCCGGUAAAUUUCCAACACCACCACAACAACAGCAGUCGAUGUCUGUAUCUACUGCUGUCACUUCCUCUGUCCAUACACCAUCAACUAGUAGUUUAUCUCGGAAUUUGUUCAAUGAGAAAGACUUGUUGGCUGCAUUCACCAGUUUAUCAUCUCAACAACAACAACAACAACAUGAUAAACGUCAAACUAAUACAUUAUUUGAUGAAUUAUCGAAAUCUCCUUUGUUUCAUUCUGUUAAGAAAAAUAAUUUGGCAAAUCUGGCUCAGCAAACCUCAUCCGCAACAUCUUCAAGUUCUUCAACCAUCGCCAACACUAUGGGAACGAAAAAACCUUUGGCAGCUAGUGAUGUCAGUAAAGCAUAUUACAACAUGAUGGAAUCAUUCAAAUUGUUGAGCAAACAACCUCAACCAUCAAAGCAAAUGCCAUCACCAUCAUCAUCUGGAGGCGAUAAAAAUCCUUUGCUUGAUCCCAAAGCUAAUAUGAUGAAACAAAAUCUUAAAGCUCUUCUGGAAGAAAAUCCUGAUCUUUUAUCACAAAGUUCUACAUUCCUUUCGAUUUUCAACAAUCCACUGUUUGCUCAAAGUUUGUCACAGGGAUCUAAUCAAUCUGCAUCUAGUUCGGCUGCCACUGUGACAUCACAAUCACAAUUACUUCCACCACCGAUUCCGAACGUCGAUGACAAAGCAAAGAAUACACGAUCCAGUAAACGUACUCGAUCUCAAUUUGAAGCUCAAUCAUCACCAUCAAAUAACAAUGGCGGAGAGGAAUUAUUGGCAAAACGAUCAUUGUUGAAUGUUCCUGGCAUGUCAUCAUUAAUCGAUCCAAAGAAAUAUCUUUCAUCGUUAUUGGAAAAAAAUAAUGCUGAUUUAAAAAAUCUUAUGAAAGAUAAACCAACUACUCAAACAUCAUUCAAAACACCUUCCAUAUCACCCAGUAGUUCAUCUUCGAUUCGUACUCGUACAAGUGACAAACGUUCUUCACAGACGCCUAGUUCUUCAGCUUCAACUAGAACUAGUAAUCCUAAUUUUUCCAAUAUGAAUGCCUCAAAUCUUUUGAAUAAUCUCUCGUUGGCCGCUGCUGCCGGAACUUCAAGCAAACAACAGCAGCAAGCAGCUUCUUCACUUUUAGCCAACACAUAUGCUAAUGCAUUGAAUGCAACUGGAAAGUCCAAUCCGAAUUUUUCAAAUUUUGCCAAUUUAGGCUUCAACAAUAAUAUGCUAUCUGGACUUCCAUCAAUGAAAAUGUUUUUGGAUGCUGCCGCAGCCGCUGCUGCAGCAGUUUCUAAAGCAUCGUCCACAACAAAUACGACGAGCACAAAUAGCACAGCUACCUGCACUACUCCAGCAUCUACAACUACGAACACAACGCCAUCAUUGUCUUCAUUCGCUAAUCUUUUCGGCAUUAAUAAUCCGUUGUUCAAUUUUUCAAAUUUUUCAAAUCUGGCCAAUCUUAAUCAAUCGACUAAUAAGAGAGAUGGACCGCCAAGUAAUGUUGAUUUUGCAUCUCUUGCAAACAGUUUGGCAUCUUCUGCUGGCACUAAUUUAAAUGCAGGUGUAAACGAAGACAAAAUGAAAUCAUCAAGUAGUAAAAAUUCGUCAAAUUCUGGCAGCAGUAACAAAGGUAACAAAAAUCCUCUUAAUUCGACUGCAACCAACAUGCUAGGUUCAUCUGGCUUACCUUCGUCAUCUUUACCUUUUCUGUAUUCAAAUCCAAAUUUCCCAAUGCCUUCGCUGUAUCCAUUAAAUUUUGGUCUCACAUCUCCUUUUCUCAAUAAUACCAAUUUGAUGAAUGGUUUGGCAAAUUUUUCCAAUGUAUUCACAUCAACAACAAGCACACCGACAUCGAGUUCUAAUGUAAAUCAAAAGAGCAAACUCUCUUCAUCUUCAACGAAUAAAGGCAACAGUAAAUCAAUGAAAUCGUCAAGCUCUUCUUCAGCAUUAGCAAAUAGUCUAUUGACAAGUUCAGCUGGUCAUCAUUCUACUGGCGCAGCAGCGGCGGCUGUCACCAGGGAAUCUGAUGAUGAAAGUCUGAAAUCAUUGAUGGCUAAUGAGGACGAUGAAGAUCAAAAUGGUGAAUUCGAAGGAGAUACACCAGAAAAAGAUACAGCUAGAACCAGAAACACUGGUAGACGAAAUCGAUCGGCAAGACAAUCUUCAUCCACUACAACGGUAUCCAAAGAUUAUAAAAGUAAUCGUAAAUCAGCUGCUACCUCAAAAUGAACCAUAUUGCACCACAUCAACAUAUUUGAUUUGACUGAAUUGAUCUUGAUUCUUAUUUAUUGAGACAAAAAAAAAUUAUAUUACUGCAAAUUUUUAAAACAUCAAAUUCAAUUGUGAUAUUUUCGGCAUGAAUCAAUUUUAUUAACUCA
Messenger RNA from Dermatophagoides pteronyssinus (European house dust mite), 13454 nucleotides. RefSeq lists its product as uncharacterized. The record is from RefSeq and is a predicted model, not a curated record. NCBI's taxonomy places the organism in Eukaryota, Metazoa, Arthropoda, Arachnida, Sarcoptiformes, Pyroglyphidae. Gene Ontology annotation, molecular function: ATP binding.